UGAAUAAAAAAGGAUAGGCCAAGAUUUAAGCUCCACCACCAAAACAGCCAUGGUGGUAGUCACUCCAUCAUCUUCUUUCCUCCUCCCUCUACCGUCUACACUCACUAAUUCAUCUUCCCACUACGCCGGCGCCGCCAAUUCCUUUCUGUUCUACUACAAACGAACCAGCUGCCGCAGCAAAUCCUCCAAAUCAAAAUCAAAAUCCAAUGACAGAACCUUGUCUGUUAGGUCUUACAUGGACGAAGACAAUUCAAUCUCCGGUAUCGCCAACAAAAUCAUCGGUUCCCUCCCCGUCAUCGGACUCAUAGCUAGAAUUAUCAGCGACGAAGGCGGCGUCGGCAACGACGUAAUCGAUUUCGCCGAGUUCCGCAGGAGAGUAGGCAAGAAAUGUACAAUUAAUGAUUCUAGAGCUUUCUACAGAUUCCAAGAACGCCGCGGUCGGUCAGGUGAACCGUUAUAUGUAUUGCUAUGUUGCUGGUUAGCUGCGGUUGGUGCUGGAUUACUUAAAUCUGAAGAAAUUCUUGAAGGAGUUUCCAGACUUAGGGUUUCAAAUGAUAUUGAAUUUGAAGAGGAGACUUUUGUUUCCAUGUUAAAUGAAGCAAAAGAGAGGAGAUCGAAGCUGAGAGUGACGCCUAAGAGUAUACCUAUGAAAAAUAGGGCAGAGAAAGCACUUGAAGCUGUGUUUGUUUGUUGCUUUGGACAGGAUGCCAUUGAUGAAGAAGAUGAGAUGUUAUUGGGGGUAAUGAUGAAUUCUGUGUUUCCUUCGAUUGGGGAAAUGGAGAUGAAUAGGAUUGUGAAGGAGAAAUCGAAGCAAUUUGGAGAUGAUAGUGAAAGGAAGAAGCUUUUAGAACCCAAACGUUUGCCGAAAGAAGCAGUGCAGAUGCAAAUGAAGGAUCUUAAAUUCCUUCAACAAGAAACUGAAACAUAAGUGAAAAUCAAUAGCAUUAUUGUUGUCUUUUGUAAUAAUCCAUGUACUGUUUUAAGAACAUAUAUUUUACUUUUCUUUUUAUCUGAUUUUUAAAUAAAAUUUUGUUAUUUCAAACA
Messenger RNA from Impatiens glandulifera, 1044 nucleotides. Its product is annotated as photosystem I assembly factor PSA3, chloroplastic. Gene Ontology annotation, biological process: photosystem I assembly. Bases 50 to 928 code for a protein of 292 amino acids. The record is from RefSeq and is a predicted model, not a curated record. The transcript has 3 exons. NCBI's taxonomy places the organism in Eukaryota, Viridiplantae, Streptophyta, Magnoliopsida, Ericales, Balsaminaceae.